UACGUUAACAAACGUAUUUUCUAAUAAACAAUUUUUUAUAAGAUUUGUUGAAUAUGAUAUAGCUCACAAGAUAACAAGUUAUGUUUCACUGUAAUAUAUUAUACAUGUUAAUUUACAUUAUUACAAAUACAGAAGCCUCGUUUAUGUCAAGAAGAAAGAAUCAAUAUAAGUAUGUACCAAGUGAGGAAAUAUUCAGUGCUACUAACGAUUAUGAUGUUCUUGAUUAUGAUAUAAACAAAUGGCCUGGCUACUAUAUUCAACAAAAAAAAUUAUCAAUACCUGAUGACGUAAUUCCUGCAAGGACAACUACCGAUAUGAAACGUAAUACUUUACGUACUCUGUUCCCACCAACAAAACCAACAACACUCCCAUAUUUAACACCAAAAAUAACUGGCGAAAGAAAUACUGUGUUUCAUGAACGUAACUUAACGAAAAACCUCCCUUGGUUGUUUGAGAUUACUGUACGAAAAAUUACGAAAAGCACAACUACAAAUGAAUUAAUGAUAAGCUUAAAUCUCGAUGUAGAAUCGAGAGGUGAUUCAAAGUAUCCUGUGACAAUAAUAAGGAGUACACGGAGUGAUAUAAAAAACUAUCUUAGACAGCACAAAGUCAUACAGUGUUAUUAUUGUGGAAUGCAAGACGAGGGAUACCCCGAAGAGUCGAGUUGUUACCGAGUAUUUGAUUGGGCAGAUAAAAGGUUCCACAUAAAUAGAUCAUAUAGUAUAGAAAGUUGUAAUGAGUUAAACGCUGAUGAAGAUUUUGAACGAGGUUGUUUUAAACGGUACCUUGACAUUGGAAAUCAGUACAUCGAACGGGGCUGUCGAUUUGAUCCACCAGCAAUUGGCAGAAGUGUAGUUUCUGAAAACUUUGCAAUUUUAGAAAAAGUAUUAAAGACUACGAAGGAAGGGUGCACAUAUUCUCCAGCGGCUGUUCUCACACCAUUAAGUAAAACAGUUUCAAUCUAUGCACGAUAUUUUGUCUGCGUAUGUGUCGAGGAUUACUGUAAUAAUGCAAUUAUUAUAUCUCCGAAGUUUAGAAUAACCUUAACUUUGAUUGUUAUAUUUUAUACAAUUAAACUUUACUGAUAAUGUUUAAUCCAUUAAAAUUCAGCCAUCAACAGAAACGAUUAUA
This is a messenger RNA of Leptidea sinapis, 1131 nucleotides long. RefSeq lists its product as uncharacterized. The transcript has 2 exons. NCBI's taxonomy places the organism in Eukaryota, Metazoa, Arthropoda, Insecta, Lepidoptera, Pieridae. The coding region runs from base 81 to 1085 and encodes 334 amino acids. The record is from RefSeq and is a predicted model, not a curated record.